Messenger RNA from Manacus vitellinus (golden-collared manakin), 2490 nucleotides. RefSeq names its product dishevelled binding antagonist of beta catenin 2 (gene DACT2). Gene Ontology annotation, biological process: negative regulation of nodal signaling pathway. The record is from RefSeq and is a predicted model, not a curated record. NCBI's taxonomy places the organism in Eukaryota, Metazoa, Chordata, Aves, Passeriformes, Pipridae. Gene Ontology annotation, cellular component: cytoplasm.
AUGCUGCUGGGCGCCCCGCGGCCGGGAGCUGGGAUCGCGGCGCGGUGGGAGAAAAGGCUGCAGGCGGCCCUGGCCGGCCUCCAGGAGCUCCAGGUGCUGCGGAGAAGCAGCGAGCUGGUGCGGGCUCGCCCUGGCAGCCGCAGCGGCCCGGCGGGCGGAGAAGAGCAGCCCCUGUCCGCCCACAGCAAGGAGCACCGUCUGGAAGCCCUCUCCGCCCUGAAGGAGCAGCUGUCUCGUUUGAGGAGACAGGAUGUCGGCUUGAAAAGCCACCUGGAUCAGCUAGACCAGCGAAUAAGUGAGCUGAAAUUGGAUGUCAGUAAGACCUCCAGUGAAUACUUGGAUAGUGACAGCCGGCCCAGCUCAGGAUUCUAUGACCUGAGCGACGGUGGUUCUUGCUCACUAUCCAAUUCCUGUACCUCUGUGUACAGUGAAUCCAUCUCCUCCUCCCACACCAGUCUCUUGCCCAGCUCUCAACACCCUAAAGCAAGGCUCAGUGUGUUUGAUUACCGACCCAAGUCUGCAGAUGAAACUACUGUGCACACCACCAGCUUCCAACAGCAGGGGACCUAUGUCAGUGAUGGAUGUCAGAUUACAGCUAGCAGAGAUGUUUCUGCAGCUCCUGCCAGGUCCAGACCAAGGCCAGUUUCCACAGGUGACUUGGAAAGACUCACUCCAGCAGAUGCUAGAUUUCAGAAAGAGACGGAUCCCAAAUCCAUAUUGCCUCUGUGCCGUAACGGAGACGUACACUUGCUCAGCGUGGACCCCAAAUUCCAGAAUGACUUGGUCUCCAAGAAUGGCAUUGAUGUGUAUCCUUACCCAAGCCCCCUUCAUGCUGUGGCUUUACAAAGUCCCCUUUUCUCCCUGGUGGGCACAUCCCCAGAACUGGACUUCCAGGCUCCCAACAAACCUAUGCCUAGUGUGACAGGUCCCAGCUUGAUUAGGACUCGGCCAACCACUGAGGCCAAGCCAGGGGGUUACAUCAAUAAAUUACUGCAGCUGACGAGAUGCAAAGGGAACAGUCAGGCUGAUGCCAGUGAAUGGGUUCCAACAAAGAACCAACCAGCCGCAGUGCACCAGAGACUCAUUAUAACCCCCAGCGCCGGCGGAGUGAAAAUUAACAGCAGCAGUAGCCAGCUGGAAAAACAGGCGAGUUCUCUGGAAAGUAACAAAGCUGAAGGGAAGCUGUCGAGAGAGGUGUCAGAGGGGGAAUGUGCCAAGCAGCAUGAGACCAUGCGCUGUGUGAAUGAAGAACAACCAUUCACUCGGCCUGAUACAGAGCCAUCAGCUGUGAAUAGUUGUUACCCUGCCAAAUCAGCAGCAAGGGGUUCUUCUCUGGCAGAAGCAAUGGAUAGCAGCAUAGAGCACAGUUCAUCAUACUCACAGCUGUGCCAGGAGGACUCUAGCCCAGAGACCUGGAAUGCUAAAGCUGUCCCACCCAGAAAGCUGCCCCUCAAAAGGUAUGACAAUGCCAAAUCGACUAGCACUGGGGGUCAUGAGCGAGUGGCAGGAACUGAGUUUGUUCAUGCUCAGUUUGUCCCUGCAGAAUCCCACCAAGUCCGGGUAAAGUUUGCCAGCUCCAAAACAAAGGCAGUGAAGAUAAAGAGAAGGAACAGUGAAAAGGUGCUACGGCCUGGGAAGCAAGCCUUCUGCGUGGAGAAGGCAAGAGGGUCCCAUGGGGCCACCAGGCUGCCUGCUGAGUGGAAUCAGCCCCAAAGGCCACAAGGAGUGAAGAAUCUCGUGCGGAGACCUUCUUAUUCUGGUGACGUGACUGGCAGGUCAUGCUCAGAAUCUAGUCUGUUCCCUGUGCAAGUCAGGCUCCCCACCGUGUCAUCCAGGCCAGAGCUCUACGGAGCCUCUGCCAGUGCACUGCAUUCCCUCGAAGCAGCUUGUGUAGACACAGCCAACAAGAAGAAGCAGCGCAAGUGGCAGUCCACAGUGGAGAUCUCUGCCAAGGCCAACCUGGCCAGCGUGUCUCAUAGCUUUGGCCUGGGAGCGCCAAGGCAGCCAGCAAGGAGAGCCGGUGUCCUGCGCACUGUCAGUAUGAGGGCUCGCUCCAAGAGUCAGCGCCACGGAGAUUAUGCCAAAAGCGAGUCAGACCACUCAGAGUACUCUGCAGAGUGCGCUUCCCUCUUUCACUCUACAAUCGCAGAGACCAGCGAAGGGGAGGUCAGCGAUUUCACAACUAACCGUUUUGGGGACAGUGAGUCCAGUGAAAGCGAUUUGGAUGGCAGCAGUAACAGUAGCAGUCUUGCCCUUGACUACGAUGAGGGGGAUGAAAGUGAACUGAUUUGGCCUGAAGGUUCAGUCAGACAAUCAGGGACUGUCCAGGCCUCUUCCAAGCCUCUUCCCCCUGUGCCCAAAAUCUGUCGCAUCAAAGCUUCAAAGGCACUAAAGAAGAAGAUAAGGAGAUUCCAACCUGCCUCUCUGAAAGUCAUGACCAUGGUUUAAGGGAGAGCAAGCAUCUGUUUCUUAUAAUGAGGUAUCCUGCUG